CCGGGCCACCCACCCCACACCCAAGUGCGGAGUUGCACGCGAAACGCUUCCCGAAUUGCUCAUCUUUUCCACACCAUGCAUGAGCUUCUGCUCUUCGGUCAGGUGCCCCCAUCGCGCCAUGAGCAGCUGCUCAACAUCCUCGCCGGUAUCGCUGGCAUGCAACCUCAGCGCUCCAUCCAGCGCCAUGUAGUCUACAAACCCCAGCGCGCCCCGAUGCGCCGCCAGUACGCCCAGGGUGCCAGCCAGAACCUGCCCACCAACCAGCGCCAGCAAGCCCAGAACCCCCUCACCAAGGACCAAUACUACUGGCAGAUUGUCAGAGACGUCCACGAGGCCGACUUUGAAAACGGCCCCGACGCGCCCAGGAAUGGAGACCAGAAGGGCUGGGCGACGCUGUUCCAGGACGUGCCAGAACCGGGCAAGAGACCCGCGAACCUGCGGUGGACGCAGACUACUGACAUCUCGUCGGGGAACGCACACGCUUUCAUGAAAGCCAGUCUAUACAGGUAUGUCUCCGAAUACGUCGACGAAGGCUACCAGUUAGUCCACAAGAAUGCAGUCAUUCUAUUGCACCGCAUAUUGCGUUUCCCCAACCCCGAUCCGUCCAUAGACCAUCCUUUGGAGAAGCUUCCGCCAUUCAACAACCUUGAGCCUUUGGACAAAAGCGGCGGUUACGUGCUCCAAGUGACCGUCACAUUACAGGAUGGAUACAAGCCGGAGACGCUCGAGAAAGGCAAUGCUGAAAUAAUGGCGUUCAAAAACCUCAUGAAAGGUGUCGUGGAACUCGACGCUGCAGACAGGCUGGCCAUGGACACCCGAGUCAAGCCCAUGACUGAAGAAGAGGAAAUUGCGGCCGAGAGAGCGGCAAGAGAGCAAGCACAGGCACAAUCGCAGGCGGUGCCACCGUGAGAGGAACGCAACACAUGGCGAAGUCGACAUCUGUCAGGGGAUCAACAUGCUCUGGUGGGUCGUGAACAGCGUGAUAUGAAGGCUGUGUUGGUCCGCUAUAUGAAGUGGUGGCCGAAGUCGGCAUGAGACUCGUUUCGACAUCGAUCUGGAGCGGGGAGCACCAUGAGAUCCAAACAUGCAAACCCGGUGCGAAGCGUAACGUUUCGCUCUCAGAGCAUCAACUCCAAGGAUUCGAUAGCACUUAAACCACAAGAAUUGUGCGACGGUAAGCAAGCGGGAAUUGCUCUACCAUAAUAAUUAGCCAUAUAAAUGAAACAUGCCCACGGAAGG
Aplosporella prunicola CBS 121167 is the source of this 1239-nucleotide messenger RNA. RefSeq lists its product as uncharacterized. Bases 76 to 909 code for a protein of 277 amino acids. Gene Ontology annotation, cellular component: mediator complex; core mediator complex. NCBI's taxonomy places the organism in Eukaryota, Fungi, Ascomycota, Dothideomycetes, Botryosphaeriales, Aplosporellaceae. Gene Ontology annotation, molecular function: transcription coregulator activity. The transcript is spliced from 2 exons. Gene Ontology annotation, biological process: regulation of transcription by RNA polymerase II; termination of RNA polymerase II transcription. The record is from RefSeq and is a predicted model, not a curated record.